Phacochoerus africanus (Common warthog) is the source of this 1288-nucleotide messenger RNA. RefSeq names its product cortexin 1 (gene CTXN1). Lineage: Eukaryota; Metazoa; Chordata; Mammalia; Artiodactyla; Suidae. Bases 220 to 468 code for a protein of 82 amino acids. The record is from RefSeq and is a predicted model, not a curated record. The transcript is spliced from 2 exons.
UCGCGCGCUGCUUGCCUGCCUGCCUGCCUGCCUGCCUGCCUCGGUCUCCGCUGUUCCAGGGGCGGGUGGGGUGGGCUGAGCCCGGGCCGCCGCUGCCGCGGCCGCCGGGGAGAGGCCAAGAGCGGAGCUAGCGCGGGUCCUGGAAGAGAGCGCGGCUGCCGGGCGCUCGGUCCCAGUCCCGGUCCCGGUGGAAGCCAGGGGCGCGCGGCAAUGUGAGCCAUGAGCGCGACGUGGACGCUGUCCCCCGAGCCGCUGCCGCCGUCGACGGGGCCCCCGGUGGGCGCGGGCCUGGACGCGGAGCAGCGCACUGUGUUUGCCUUCGUGCUGUGCCUGCUCGUGGUGUUGGUGCUGCUGAUGGUUCGCUGCGUGCGCAUCCUGCUCGACCCCUACAGCCGCAUGCCCGCCUCGUCCUGGACCGACCACAAGGAGGCGCUUGAGCGCGGGCAGUUCGACUACGCGCUGGUCUGAGCGGUGCGGCGCCCCCGGCCGGCCGGCCCUCCGCGGGGUCUCUCUCCCAGGGCUGAUCCGACGGGGCGCCGCCAGGCCUGGAAGGCGCUCUGGCUCCUGCCCCCGAGCCAGCAGCCUGAGAGGGGAGGGAGCUAGGAAGAGUCCAACCCCUCCCUGCCCAGACCCCUCCUAUCUUCCUUCCUGGCCAGGCCGGAGCCCCACUUCGUGCCUUUAACCCUCCCUGUCCUCUCUCCCUAACUCGCAACCUGGCUGGACCCCGACUCUAAAGCCCGGGUGGGAAGAAGACCUCCACCCCUCCGCCCCACAGCGUGAAGGUGGCUUUGCUAUUGUCCUGCCGCUGAGCAUGAGUGUCAUGUCCGCUCCUGGAUUCUGGAACCCCCGUGUCCCUUGCCCUCCCUCCUCUGUCGUCUGGCCAUCCUCACUCCCCCGCCGCCCGCCCCCGCCCGCCCCCCUAAGUGUUGAGCCCCUUCUCAGGCUCUAGCUCUGCGGGGUAGGCUGUCCUGAGCCCACGGGGUGGCCGCUGCAUACCAAUAUGCCCUGUGCGGCCUGCCCCGGAGACAAAGCCUGAAGAGCGACAAUGGCUGCAGUAUCCAGGAUGCGUGGCGCCUUCCGUGGAGGAAGAGCAUGGACAGGCUUCCUCCUGUCCCUCCUGCCCCCAGGCCAGGCCCCAGUUCAGGUCAGCACCCACUUCCUCUGUCAGCACCUCCACCCACUGGCCCUCCUGCCACCUCCCCCUGACCCCUUCCCCCCACCCUCCCCAGGCCUUCUCACGCCUCCCUGCCUCUGAGCCUGGUGUUAAUAAAAGCUUUUAUUGAGUGCU